GAUCCAAGUAUGUAUGCCAUAAAGGCCAUAAUUAUAUUGGAUAUAGAUGGGAAGCGUGUAUUGGCUAAAUAUUACACUGAUAUGUUUCCCACACUCAAGAGUCAAUCCACUUUUGAAUCUAAACUAUUCAAUAAAACUAAUAGAACUCCAUGUGGAGAAAUAACUUUGUUCGAAGGAACAACUUGUGUAUAUAAAAGCAACGUUGACUUGUUUUUCUAUAUUGUUGGCGAUAUUUCAGAGAAUGAGCUUAUAUUAAUUAGUGCUCUUAACUGUCUAUAUGACUCUAUUGGUCAAAUACUCAAAAGGAGCGUCGAAAAGAAGAUGCUUGUUGAUAAUUUAGAUCUCAUAUUUUUAGCUAUAGAUGAACUUUGUGACGAAGGUGUAUUACUCGAAUGUGAUGCCUCCUCUCUUGCCUCUCGUGUUGGAUCUAGGCCUGAUGACAUUCCACUGAGCGAACAAACUGUUGUACAGCGUUACUACUACCCUUAUUCUACCUUGAUUGCAUCCAUACAUUCUUGCUCUAUAACUCAAGCCCAAAAGAAAAUUUGA
Molecule: messenger RNA, 549 nt
Organism: Protopolystoma xenopodis
Lineage: Eukaryota; Metazoa; Platyhelminthes; Monogenea; Polystomatidea; Polystomatidae
Source: the annotation of a GenBank genome assembly